Messenger RNA from Tauraco erythrolophus (red-crested turaco), 4581 nucleotides. The record is from RefSeq and is a predicted model, not a curated record. NCBI's taxonomy places the organism in Eukaryota, Metazoa, Chordata, Aves, Musophagiformes, Musophagidae.
AUGAACCCGUUGAAGCCGAUAGCACAUGUAAAGAAAGCUUCUGAUCCAAACCAGGCUCUCUAGAUAUUUAUAAUUGGAGAUCUUUCGGAUUCUGAAAGUGAUAUAUUUGAGCAGUCGAAGGAGUGGGACACAAAUUCAACAGAAGAGCAACAAAAGGCUUUCUGCCAUGGGAUAGAACUCAUUCCCUGGUACGUGUUAUCUAUCAGGGCUGAUGUCCAUCAGUUCAUGCAACAAGGGGCAACUGUCAUUCAUUAUGACCAGGAGACACACCUCUCGGCGCGUUGCUUUCUCCAGCUUCAGCCUGACAAUAGUACUUUGACUUGGACAAAACCCACAACAGUUUGCCCUGCAAAUGCUAAAGCAAAACUGAGCAUGCUGGGUAAUACUGCUGAGCUUGGUAGAUACCAGUUUCUUGGUAAUACUGGACUGGUGGAAGGUUUUUUGGACUUGUUUUCAGCCAAGGCUGUAUAUAUGGGACACUCUGGCAUUGAUAUGCACACUGUGUGUGUUCAAAAUAAACUUUGUAAUAUGUCCCCUGAAGAAAAUGGUAUAACACUGCUUUAUGGACUUCAGACUACUGAUAAUAAGUUGCUGCACUUUGUUGCUCCAAAAUACACUGCCAGAAUGCUGUAUGAUGGAUUGCUGGAAUUGACUAAAGCUGUAAGGAAAAUGAGAAGAUUCCCUGAUCAAAGACUACAGUGGCUACGGAAACAGUAUGUCAGCCUUUACCAGGAGGAUGGAAGAUUUGAAGGCCCAACCUUGGCUCAGGCUGUUGAACUGUUUGGAGGCAGACGAUGGAGUGCAAGAAACACAAGCACAGGAACUCUCACAAAAAGCACCGAGAAACCUAGUGUACAAAGAAACAACACUCUGGGAAUAAGCACAGCUAAGAAAAAGAAGAAAGUACUCAUGAGGGGUGAAAGUGGAGAGGCUACUGAUGAUGAAAUGGCAACUCGGAAGGCAAAAAACUGUAAAGAAUAUCGUAAUAGAAGUGGUUCGGAUCCUCAAGAUAUUGACGAACAAGAAGAACCAGAUCAAAAUAUUAUUAUUAAUGCUUCUCCAUCUAACAACCUGCCAUCAAGACGAGCUCACUCUCUGACAGCAUCUGGAUCACCUACUAUAGGAGCUACAUCAUCUUCACCAGCAAGACCAGUUUCCUCUCCUGUAAUGUCUUCAAGUAAGAGUCAGUCUAGCACAUGGAGCAGCAGUAGCUGGCAUGGCCGCGUUAAAGGAGGAAUGAAGGGGUUUCAGAACUUCAUGGUGUCUGACAGUAACAUGACUUUUGUGGAAUUUGUAGAGCUCUUCAAAUCUUUCAGUGUCCGUAGCCGCAAGGAUCUGAAAGACCUUUUCGAUAUCUACGCUGUGCCUUGCAAUCGAUCCGGUUUAGAGCCUACUCCACUUUACACUAAUUUGAAGAUUGAUGAAAAUAGCAGUGGAUUCCAGCCUGAUUUAGAUUUGUUGACUAGGAACGUUUCAGACCUUGGUUUGUUCAUUAAGAGCAGGCAGCAGCUAUCAGAUAACCAGAGGCAAAUAUCUGAUGCUAUUGCUGCUGCCAGUAUCGUAACCAAUGGUACUGGAGUUGAAAGCGCAUCGUUGGGAAUAUUCGGAGUGGGAAUACAGCAGCUAAAUGAUUUCCUGGUGAAUUGCCAAGGAGAACACUGCACCUAUGAUGAAAUCCUCAGUAUUAUCCAGAAAUUUGAACCUAGUGUGAAUAUGUGCCAGCAGGGGCUGCUAUCUUUUGAAGGAUUUGCAAGAUUUUUGAUGGAUAAAGACAACUUUGCCUCCAAAAACGAUGAGUCACAAGAGAAUACUGAGGACUUGCACUUUCCACUAUCAUAUUACUACAUCGAGUCUUCACACAAUACUUACCUUACUGGCCAUCAGCUUAAAGGGGAGUCCUCAGUAGAGCUCUACAGCCAGGUUCUUUUGCAAGGCUGCAGAAGUGUGGAAUUAGACUGCUGGGAUGGAGAUGAGGGGAUGCCUAUCAUUUAUCACGGGCACACUCUUACUACUAAGAUCUCUUUUAAGGAGGUAGUUGAAGCUAUUGAUCGAAAUGCGUUUAUCACAUCUGACAUGCCAAUUAUCAUAUCAAUAGAAAACCACUGUUCAUUGCCUCAACAACGUAAGAUGGCUGAAAUUUUCAAGAAUGUAUUUGGAGAUAAGCUGGUAACAAAGUUUUUAUUUGAGAGUGACUUUUCUGAUGAUCCCAUGCUUCCUUCACCUGGCCAACUGAAAAGAAAAAUCCUGCUUAAAAACAAGAAGCUUAAAGCCCAUCAAACACCAGUGGAUAUAUUGAAACAAAAGGCUCACCAGCUGGCACAUAUGCAAGCACAGGCUAGCAAUGGUGCUAGCAACCCCACGCCUGCCAAUGAAGAGGAAGAAGAUGAAGAGGAUGAAUAUGACUAUGACUAUGAAUCUCUCUCUGAUGCCGAUGUCCUUAAUACUUCUCCUGCUCCUAACAGCCAGGAAGAUAACAUUCUUGAAGACCGACCUGAGAAUAAAUUAUCAAGUGAUAAGCUGCAGUUUGAAUAUAUUGAAGAGACUGCCAAACGAAUAAAGAAGGCUGAUUGUGCUACUUACAAUAAUAAAGGAAAGGUUUACGACAUGGAGCUGGGUGAAGAAUUCUAUCUUCCACAAAAUAAGAAGGAAAGCAGACAGAUAGCCCCAGAGCUAUCAGAUCUUGUCAUUUACUGUCAAGCUGUCAAGUUCCCUGGCUUGUCAACUCUAAACCCAUCUGGCUCUAGCAGAGGAAAAGAAAGAAAAAGCAGGAAGUCCAUUUUUGGCAACAAUCCUGGCAGACUGAGCCCUGGGGAGUCAGCUGCUCUUGCCAAAGCAUCUGGAAAAGGUCCUUUUGAUGUCAUGCGGCAGACCUGGGAAGAUCCCUGCUCUCCUUACAACUCUCCAGCUUCUCUCAGUGCUAUCAUAAGGACACCCAAGUGCUAUCAUAUCUCCUCACUGAACGAGAACGCUGCCAAGCGGCUGUGCAGGCGGUACUCUCAGAAGCUGAUCCAGCACACCACCUGUCAACUCCUGAGGACUUACCCCGCUGCCACGCGCAUCGACUCCUCAAACCCCCAUCCACUGAUCUUCUGGCUCCAUGGUGUACAACUCGUGGCUCUUAACUACCAAACAGAUGAUCUUCCUCUGCAGCUUAAUGCAGCGAUGUUUGAGGCUAAUGGCGGCUGCGGAUAUGUUUUGAAACCUCCUGUUCUGUGGGAUAAAAAUUGUUCAAUGUACCAGCAGUUUUGUCCAUUAGAAAGAGAUCUUGAUAAUAAGGAGCCAGCUAUAUAUUCCUUAACAAUUGUGUCUGGACAGAACGUCUGCCCUAGCAAUAGCACGGGCAGUCCGUGCAUUGAGAUCGAUGUGCUGGGGAUGCCUCUGGAUAGCUGCCAUUUCCGGACGAAGCCCAUCCAUCGCAACACUCUGAACCCCAUGUGGAAUGAACAGUUCCUUUUCCGGGUUCACUUCGAAGAUUUGGUCUUUCUUCGGUUCGCAGUUGUUGAAAAUAACAGCUCAGCUGUAACAGCUCAGAGAAUCAUUCCCCUGAAAGCUUUAAAAAGAGGCUAUAGACAUGUCCAGCUCCGUAACUUGCACAAUGAAGCAUUAGAAAUUUCUAGUUUGUUCAUAAACAGUCGGAGAAUGGAAGAAAGUCCCUCUGGAAACACUCCACCUGCGUCUAUGUUGUUUAGCAUGGGAGAAAGGAAAGCUGCUGUGACUUACAAAGUGACAAUUCAUGGAAUUCCAGGCCCGGAGCCUUUCACAGUUUUUAAUAUAAGUGCGGGGACCACGGCUGCACAGCUUCUCCAUCAGCUCUUGGCUACCACAAAAGGCACCGAGUCAUGUGCUGCAGACUAUUUUCUGAUGGAAGAGAAAAGUUUUAUAUCUAAAGAAAAGAGUGAAUGCAGAAAACCACCAUUCCAGAGAGUGAUUGGUCCUGAAGAAGGGCUAGUGCAGCUUUUGAACAGUUGGUUCCCAGAAGAAGGAUAUGUUGGAAGGAUUAUCUUUAAAACCCGAGAGGAAAAUUUAAAUGAGAGAAACGUCUUUCAGGAAGCAAAAGAAGAUGCAGCCAUCAGCUCUGAGGAUGACAGUUUCUUUGUUCAGGUCCAUGAUGUCUCCCCAGAGCAACCACGGACCGUCAUCAAAGCUCCCCGCUUUAGCACAGCUCAGGAUGUCAUACAGCAGACUCUUUGCAAAGCUAAAUACUCCUACAGCAUUUUGAGCAAUCCAAAUCCAAGUGAUUAUGUCCUCUUGGAAGAGGUGACAAAAGAGCCAGCAAACAAAAAGUCCUCGACAUCUAAACCAUCUCAGAGGAUUCUCUCUGAUCAAGAGUGUGUGUUUCAGGCCCAAAGCAAGUGGAAGGGAGCAGGGAAAUUUAUCCUUAAACUCAAAGAACAGGUUCAGGCAGCAAGAGAUGACAAAAGAAAAGGCAUUUCCUUUACCAGUGAACUCAAGAAGUUAACCAAGUCGAGUAAGCAGUAUCGGGGAUUCAUAUCGCCACCUCUGCAGGUCUUGCCAGACAGUCCACAGAGCAAGGAUGAAAGGGCUGCGUGCAGUCUGACUUUCAGUGACAUUGUGGAAUAA